Messenger RNA from Uloborus diversus, 786 nucleotides. RefSeq lists its product as uncharacterized. The record is from RefSeq and is a predicted model, not a curated record. Bases 97 to 663 code for a protein of 188 amino acids. NCBI's taxonomy places the organism in Eukaryota, Metazoa, Arthropoda, Arachnida, Araneae, Uloboridae. The transcript has 5 exons.
UAUGCAGUCUUUAUCAAGAGAGAUUAAAUGUGUGAUAAUACCUGUGAAUGGGAAUGAUAUAAUCAUUGGGGCGUAAAAUAGUGCACCUGUAACAUCAUGAAAUUUUUUAGCUUAAUGAGUGCUAUUUUAAUUGCUCUUAUUACUCUUACGAGUAUUUCAGAAGCUGCAGAAAAUGCAAAAAUAGGUCAACCUCUUCUGUGCCAUGGAUGCGUUGCUGUUAUAAAAGAGCUUCAUAAAAUGCUGAAAGAUUCCUCUGGUCGGAAGAAAGCUAUUAAUCAAAGUCUCAACCGUCUUUGUGAAAUCAAUAAUUUUGUUUCAUACACAUUCAGCCCACCAAAGAUGAUAAAAGCCUGUAAUUACAUAAUAGAUGCUCAUAAGCAAGAAUUGGCUGAAAACUUAAUUGAGUACUACAGAAAAUUUAAAACUGCAGAAAAUCUUGCAUUACAAGAAAAAUUUUGUGACCAAGUUAUCAAAGCCUGCGAAGGAGUAAAACGACCCACACAAGAUAGUGAGAUGAAACCUCAUGGAUUUUCUAUGAAUCAAGCUAAUGAAAAAUUACAAAAUGCGGCAGGCAACAAUUUUAAGCCGAUAGAAUCAGAAGUGGAAGCAACUUUGGAGAAACCAAUGGAAUUAACUACACCCGUCCCUCAUGAGGAAUUAUAAUGCAUUAAUUGCACUAGUCUGGCAUUUCUCAUUGUAAUCGACAUUUUCUUUCAGCAUUAAAAUCCUUCAUAUGUAUUAUUUUUUGACUUGUUAAUCUAUCACUAUGUAUAAUGUCCAUAUUAA